Molecule: messenger RNA, 1362 nt
Organism: Aspergillus calidoustus
Lineage: Eukaryota; Fungi; Ascomycota; Eurotiomycetes; Eurotiales; Aspergillaceae
Source: the annotation of a GenBank genome assembly
AUGCCUUCUAUACAGUUUCCACGCCGAUGCUUACGCUACUGGCUGUCUGUAGUUCUCACCGUGCUGGGUGUGGCCGUGGUGUAUUUCGUCACUCGCAUGAACUGGGUCUCUCACCGAGAGGAGCAUGAUAUCGCGCAAUGGCGAACAGCAAGCAUUGUCUCUGAUUCCGGCGAAACGAAUGCCACCGGAUGUGCACACUUUGAUGGAAUGGACAAGAUACUCGUUAUCCUGAAAACUGGCGCUACAGAAGCUCUCGAAAAGGUCCCUAUACACCUCGACACCACCCUCCGGUGUGCACCACACUAUGCCAUAUUCUCAGAUUAUGAAGAAGACGUUGCCGGAGUUCGUACACGGGAUACCCUGGGCAGUGUUAGUGAGGAAACGAGACAGACGAAUCCUGAUUUUGGAAUAUACAACCGGCUGCGGGUUUAUGGUCGGGAGGGUCUCACGCCGGGUGACUGGGCGGAUGAUGAGAAUGGGCCAUACGGAAAACCUGGGAAUCCAGGGUGGAAGCUCGAUAAGUGGAAGUUUUUGCCAAUGAUAGACGAGGCGCUCCUCGUCAAGGGCGACGCACAGUGGUAUGUCUUCAUCGAGGCGGAUUCAUAUGUCAUCUGGCGGAACAUGGUCCAGUGGCUGUCACGGCUCGACGCGGAGAAGCCUCUUUACCUUGGUGCUCCGAUGCAGAUGGGGGGUGAAGUCUUCGCCUAUGGUGGCGCUGGAAUAGUGCUCUCGAACCCUGCCAUGCAGCUGGUGUCUCAGUACCGCGCCGACAACUUUCCGAAUAUUGAACGCCUGACUGCGGGUGGCUGGGCAGGAGACCACGUUCUUGGUAUGGUAAUCAAAGACACUGGUGUGCCACUUGUGCAUUCGUGGCCACUGCUGGUGCCGGUACGCGUGUGGGAGUUUGGGUUCUUCGCUAUGGUGAAUGGCUGCAAUCCGUGGUGCUAUCCUGUCGUUUCAUAUCAUCACAUGUCUCCCCAGGACAUUCAGGAUAUGUGGCUUUUUGAGCAGCAGUGGUUCAGACUCAGGGAUUCCGUCCUGCUGCACAGGGAUGUCUUUCAGUGGUAUGCUUACGAUGCAAUUACAUCGGAAAAGGACAAUUGGGACAAUUUUUCCUCGGACAAUGAGUCGGAAUCGAGUCACAGCGAUUUGCCAGCGACUUUUGACGACUGUGCACGGAAAUGCUCUCUGAUAACCGACUGUCUCCAGUUCUCCUUCUCUGGCAAAGGAUGUUUGACAUCUACUAGAGUUGUCGGAGGCAUCCGUCGACUAGGAUACAGCUCAGGAUGGAUGACGUCUCGCGUUAAAGCGCUCUUGAAGAACACACCAAAAUGUUCCAAGGUAGGAUUCGUCACCACAUAA